Molecule: messenger RNA, 519 nt
Organism: Alternaria burnsii
Lineage: Eukaryota; Fungi; Ascomycota; Dothideomycetes; Pleosporales; Pleosporaceae
Exons: 2
Coding region: 1-519 (172 amino acids)
Source: RefSeq, a predicted model, not a curated record
AUGCCUACGUCGAUACCUUCGAAAGAGGAGUCAUACUGGAAGAUCCUCGUGCUCUCUGUCCGUACCGUAGAUGAAUCAGCAUUCUGGACCUGUGUAGUGGAGAGCAAAUUUCCCCAAGUUCUGCGUUUGCAAUACGCCAGGGUCAGCGCCAUGCCAAAGUCCAACGGUAAAGUCCCUGCGCGGCAGUCGGGAAGCGGAUCUCCGUAUGACGAUCAUGGUAUGAUUUCUGUGUAUGUCUACGGCAUCACGGCAUACCCACUUAAAAGGGAGAUACUUCCACUAUUGAAACAAGCCACUCGGCAGCGAUUGAUGCCAUACGUCGGCAUAGCCGAUUUUCCAUUUCUCGAGGAAAGACGCACAACUCAAAUUGUUUGCUUUCACAAGACUGCCGAAGACAUACCAAAUCGUGCACAUUGCACCGAUGCCGCUCCUGUAGUUCUGUUCGACUCAGAUUUCCUUGGUCUGCGGCAUACCUUUACGCCCGAGGGCUUCGACGAUCGGCUCGCAAUACGGGCGUGA